AGGAAAAGAAAGAGGAGGAGCGGGAGGAAGAGGAAGAGGAGGAGCAGCACGAGCAGCAGCACGCGGUUCCCCCGCCAGCGCGCUCAGGCUGCCGCUCCCCCCCCUCUGGCAGAAUCGCCCCUCCAGGAAUCCGCAGGAUUUCUCUUGGUCCGCAAGAGGAGGAGGAGGAGGCCAGGAGGAAGAGAAAGAUGUCCCGGGAGCCGCAGGCAGACAUGGAACUGAGCACAGAGCCCAUGGAGGACAAAUCCCCGCAGCAGAACCUCGUGGAAGAGGCCUCUGUGAGCGGCUCCAGAGUGCAGGAAUCCAAUGGGAAGGAAAAGCCUCGGAGAUCCCGCACAAGGACGAGCUGCAAACGCAGAUCUCGGGGAUCUGAGGAGGAAAGAUCUACUCUGGGCAGGGGAGGUGGCCGGAGCUCAGAGCUGAGGGCCCCUGACAAGUCUCAGGAUGGGGAGAAGCCCCACAAGUGCUCAAAAUGCGAGAAGAGCUUCAGGUGGAAAUCCGACCUUAUCAAACACCAGAGGAUCCACACGGGGGAACGGCCCUACGAGUGUGGGGAGUGUGGGAAGAGCUUCAGUUUUAGCUCUGGCCUAAGUGUCCACCAGAGGAUCCACACCAAGGAGAAGCCCUACGAGUGUGAACAAUGCAAGAAGAGGUUUACCGCCAGCUCCCAUCUCCUCGUGCACCAGCGGAUUCACAGAGAUGAGAAGCCCUUCCAUUGCCAUGACUGUGGGAUGGACUUCAGGGACAGCUCUGCCCUCAGCAAGCACCGGCGCAUCCACACCGGGGAGAGGCCCUACGAGUGUCCCCAGUGUGGGAAGAGCUUCAGACACAGCCAGAACCUAAUUAUCCACCAGAGGAGCCACACAGGGGAACGGACCUACAAGUGUGAGGAGUGUGGGAAGAGCUUCAGCCAGAGACCUCACCUGACCCGCCACCAGAGAAGCCACACCAGGGAGAGGCCCUACGAGUGUGACCAAUGCAAGAAGAGGUUUCAGACCAGCUCAAAUCUCCUCAAGCACCAGCGGACUCACAAGGAUGAGAGGCCCUUCUGCUGCCCUGACUGCGGGAUGGGCUUCCAGCGGAACUCCCACCUCACCAGGCACCGGCGCAUCCACACCAGGGAGAGGCCCUAUGAGUGUCCCGACUGUGGGAAGAGCUUCAACGAUAGCUCUGCCCUGAUCGUCCACCAGAGGAGUCACACAGGGGAACGGCCCUACAAGUGUGAGGAGUGUGGGAAGAGCUUCAACCAGAGCCCCCACCUAAUUAUCCACCAGAGGAGCCACACAGGGGAGAGACCCUACAAGUGUGACCAGUGCAGGAAGAGGUUUCAGAGCAGCUCAAGUCUCCUCCUGCACCAGCGGAUUCACACGGAUGAGAGGCCCUUCCGCUGCCCCGUCUGUGGGAAGGGCUUCAAGUACAACUCCCACCUUGUCACCCACCGGCGCAUCCACACCGGGGAGAGGCCCCACGAGUGUCCCCAGUGUGGGAAGAGCUUCAGCCACAGCUCUGCCCUGAUCACACACCAGAGGAUCCACACAGGAGAGAGGCCCUACGAGUGUGGGGAGUGUGGGAAGAGCUUCAGCACGAGCUCCAACCUGACUCUCCACCAGAGGAUCCACACUGGUAAGAAGCCCUACGAGUGUGAGCAGUGCAAGAAGAGGUUUCCCACCAGCUCCAAGCUCCUCCUGCACCAGCGCAUUCACACGGAUGAGAGGCCCUUCCGCUGCCCCGACUGUGGGAAGGGCUUCACGCAAAACUCCUCCCUCGUCAGGCACCGGCGCAUCCAAACCGGGGAGAGGCCCCACGAGUGUGAUCAGUGUGGGAAGAGAUUCUCCAGCAGCUCCCACCUGAUCAGACACCAGAGGACCCACACUGGUGAACGGCCCUACGAGUGUGGGGAGUGUGGGAAGAGCUUCACCAGCAGCUCAAACUUCACCAAACACCAACAGAGCCACACCGGGGAGAGGCCCUACGAGUGUGACCAGUGCAAGAAGAGGUUUCCCACCAGCUCCCAGCUCCUGCUGCACCAGCGGAUUCACACGGAUGAGAGGCCCUUCCGCUGCCCCGACUGCGGGAUGGGCUUCAAGCAAAACUCCCACCUCACCAGGCACCGGCGCAUCCACACCGGGGAGAGGCCCUACGAGUGUCCCAACUGUGGGAAGAGCUUCAACUAUAGCUCUGCCUUGAUCGUCCACCAGAGGAGUCACACAGGGGAACGGCCCUACAAGUGUGAGGAGUGUGGGAAGAGCUUCAGCCAGAGCCCCCACCUAAUUAUCCACCAGAGGAGCCACACAGGGGAGAGGCCCUACGAGUGUGACCAAUGCAAGAAGAGGUUUCCAACCAGCUCUGAUCUCCUCAAGCACCAGCGGAUUCACACGGAUGAGAGGCCCUUCCGCUGCCCUGACUGCGGGAAGGGCUUCAAGUACAGCUCCCACCUCGUCACACACCGGUGCAUCCACACCGGGGAGAGGCCCUACGAGUGUCCCCAGUGUGGGAAAAGCUUCAGCCAGAGAUCUGGUCUGAUCCGCCACCAGGUCAGCCACACUCUGGAGAUGCCCUUUGAGUGUGAUAAAUGUAGGAAGAGGUUUCAGAGCAGCACCUGUCUCCUCAGGCAUUACAGGAUUCACAGGGAUGAGAGGCCCUUCCGCUGCCCCGACUGUGGGAUGGGCUUCAAGUACAAUUUUGCCCUCAUCACCCACCGGCGCAUCCACACCGGGGAGAGGCCCUACGAGUGUGGGGAGUGUGGGCAGAGCUUCACCCAGAGCUCCACCCUGACUGCCCACCAGAGGAGACACACAGGAGAACGGCCCUAUGAGUGUGGGGAGUGUAGGAAGAGCUACAAGACAAGCUCUGAACUGAUCAUUCACCAGAGGAGCCACACUGGGGAACGACCCUAUGAGUGUGGGGAGUGUGGGAAGAGCUUCACCCGGAGGUGCCACCUGCUCUGGCACCAGAGGAGCCACAAGGGCUCUACAGCCUACAAGGAAUGUUCCUAUGAGUGUGGGGAGUGUGGGAAGACCUUGAGAUCAAGCUCUGAACUGAUUGUCCACCAAAGGAGCCACACUGGGGAACGGCCCUAUGAAUGUGGGGAGUGUGGGAAGAGAUUCAUGUCGAGAUCCCACCUGAUUGCGCACCAGAAGAUCCACACGGGGGAACGGCCAUACGAGUGUGACCAAUGCAGGAAGAGGUUUCAGACCAGCACCAAUCUCCUCAUGCACCAGAGGAUUCACACGGAUGAGAGGCCCUUCCGCUGCCCCAACUGUGGGAAGGGCUUUAUACAAAACUCCACCCUCAUCAGCCACCGGCGCAUCCACACUGGGGAGAGGCCCCAUGAGUGUCCCCAGUGUGGGAAGAGCUUCUCAUGCAGGUCAACUUUGACCCAACACCAACGGAGCCAGCACUGAGGGAAGCCCUGCGAGUAUCCCAAGUGCAGGAAGUGCUCCGUGCACUGCUCCAGCUCCAUCCCCAUGGGAGGAUCCCCCCAGGAUGAUCCCCAGUGACCCCCGGUGGGCAGAGCCACGGUGAUCUGUGGUGCCUGUGAUCCGUGUUGGGAAGACACCUGGCUGGAGGCUCCACAUCCUGUUGGGUCCCCUUGGGCACUUGGACACAUUAACAGACCAACAUUAGAAAUCCUUUGUGGAGAGUGCAUUUGUCGACUUCUGACCCCAGAAAAAUCUCACUUUUUGUGUCCUCUGGUGGCAUCAAGCAAUGCUGCAUGGCCUUGAGGUCUCCAACAUUAGUCCAUUGUUUCAAUUCUCUCUGGCUCAUGGGCAUCUUCCACAGCAAAUGAGGACAGACUAGGUCCAAACCCACAAUUUUGGAGACCCUCCAAAUUAGUGUGGAAACGCUGUAAAAAAGGUUCUUCCCACCCACCCAAGCAUGUGGAUGCUCAACCUGCAGGGAAAUAUAAAUCCUUUUGUUUUGGCCUUGAAACGAACAGGUAUGUGUUCAUCUUUUUGAAAGCCUUUAAACUGGUAUAAAAAUAAAGAUGUUGAACUAAGGCAUGGAUGGGGACGUGGGGGACAAUGACAUGGGUGAGGCCAUGAGAGGCCAAGGGGGACAGGGAUGGGGAUGCAGACAAGGAUGGGAUCAUGGGUGAACAUGGACAUGGUUGGGGACAUUGGGGACAUGCAUGGGGACAUGAACUGGGACAGCAUCAAUGCCAGCACAGUGUGCCAGAACAGUGCCACCAGCACCUUGAUCUCAGCCCUGGGGAAGUGCUGCCUGAUGCAGUUGUUGCCAGCUCGUCCCCACUGUCACCACAGUGGUGUCCCAGCCAAAUGUCACCCCCCACCAGCGCAGGACACAGAACUUGUUCAGCUGGGAACAUCUGGGAACAGAAGGGAGUGACAGCCACCAGGCUGUCCCAGGGCCACUGGGCUCACCCCAACCACCUCUGGGGACAGGGCAAUGGUCAGUGUCACCCAGAGGGCCACAUGGCCCCACGCUGGGUGUGAUCAGAACCAUCCUGGUGGAAGCAUCCUCACAGGUGUGGUGACAUUUUCCCCUAACGUGUGUCCUGGAGGCAUCGUGUCCCCUCCCCUCCAUAUAUCCCCAGCCCCUCCCCAUGUCUCCCUGUCUCCCCUACUCUGUGUUCCCAUCCCCUCCGUGUGUCCCUGUCUUGCUCUGUGUCUUCCUGUCACCAUCUCCCUUAUGUGUCCCUGUCCCUUUCCGUGUGUCCCCGUCCCUCCUCCCAUGUUCCUGUCCGCCGCUCUCGGUGGGGCCAAAGUCCCCGAGGUUCCGGACCCAUGUCCUGCAGGGAUUCCCUGUGUCCUGCAGGGAUUCCCUGUGUCCUGCAGGGUUUCCCUGUGUCCUACAGGGUGUCACCGUGUCCCUCAGGAUGUUCCUGUGGCUGCUUCUGGUGCCGAGCGCCUGCGCCCGUCCCGGCACAGGUAUGGAAAUGCCACAACACCCUGGGACACACAAUGACAUCCCAUGACAACCUUUGUCCUCUGAUUUUGGCUUCUUCUUCCCCCAUUUUGGAUCUUUUCAGCCUGUUUUGAGUCUCUUUUCCCUGUUUUGUAUCUUUUACUCUCUAUUUUGAGUCAUUUCCUCUCUAUUUUGAGUCAUUUCCUUCUUUUCCAUCUUUUCUCCAGUUUUGAGUGACCUUCUCUUACAUUUGGCACAUUUUUGGCUGCAUUGCUUGUCCUCCAGUCCCGUCCUCACUCCUUAAGACCCCUCAUCCUCCCUGCCCCGUCCCCCCAGGCAUGUCCCCAGCUGUGUCCCCAGCUGUCUCCCCACACCACAUAGACUCAGUUCUCGACGUCCUGGAUGCCCUCAAGUCCCUCGCCUGGAACUGUGGAUCUCCUCUUCCAGGAGAACUCUCCUGGCUUCCAGAGAACACCAGUGGCACUGGGGCUCAGGGUGGGUGACCUGGUGGGGUUGAUGGGAGGGGGUCUGGGGUCAUGUUGGGACUGACCAUGGGUCUUGUCCAUUCCAAAGUGAGGAGCGGCCUCAACUGGAGAGCCUGGGAUGGAUGGGGUCAGGAGAUGGGGGACAGAUGGACACCAGAACCACCGAUCCCAUCUGGUGGACACUGGUCCAGAUGGACACCAGAGAAUGGAUCCCAGCUUGACUCUGAUCUGGAUGGCCCCUGGCCCUGCAGCCCCCCAGCCUGGCCAGCCCUCAGCCCAGAUGACCACAAGCCUGGCACCACCCUGGCCCAACCCACUGGCCCACCAGCCCAUCCCAGCAGUAACAACCCCAAAAACCCUCCAAAAUGAACUCCAUUCCAGAACAUUGAAUCAGGAUGGUCCCUGCAGAGCAAGGGGGAAACUGAGGCACAGGCUGGGGGGGUGACCUUGUGGUGUUGGGAGAGGACUUCAGGAGCCAUCCUGGAGACCCCAACCUUCCCACAAAUGAGCACCUAUCCCCCAAACUGACACCUGCAACAUCCUGGGUCGCCCAGCUGCCAUUUCACAGAGACUCCAGGAGGCACCGUGAUCCCACAAUCCCUUCAAUAAGUAACCCUUGAUGUCCCCCUGGUGUCACCGGUGUGUCCCUAGUGGGAAAAGCAGCCUCACCGGAGGAGGAGGAGGAUGUUGUGGUGGUUGUGGUGAUGGAAGAAGAGGUGAGAGUGUGACUAAAACUGCUGCCUGGUCACAUCGGGAAGCCACAACAGGAACUGGGACUGAGCAAGAGCACAGCACUGGAGGUACCACAGAGGACCAGGGCCAGCACACGGGGAGAGUCCCCAAGGUCUCCUUGGGGGAUGCUGGAGCCACAGCAGUGCAGAGGGUGCAGGGUCGUGCAGCAUCCUCAGGGGAAUGCAGAGGGAUGGAAGUGGCCAGGUGUGACCCCAAAAUAGUUGUCACCCACCCCCUCCUGUAGGAUGUGGGCCAACCCCUGCUCUGGGGCGCAGGUGACAAAUUGGUGGGUGGUGGUGACAAAAAGCACAGGUGCCACCUCGGGGAUAGCACAGAGAGGGGGGCCUGUAGUGCCACUGUGCCUCCUACUCAGGGGCACCUCAGGGGGACAAAGGGGGUGUCAGGGGUGUCCCCAAGCAGUUAGAGAAGGUGGGGGAGGGGAAAGGAAGCGCAGUUGAGGCGUGUCGGAAACACCUCCGGUCUCACCUGUGUCCAUGGCAUGAGGGUGGUGAGGCAUCUUUUGCUGUGUCAUCCUGUCCCCCUGCCACCGUGUCACUCUGUCUUCCUGGCAGUCUGUCCCCCUGCACUCCUGUCAUUAUGCUCCCCAGCACCCUGUCCCCUUGCCCCGUCGCCCAUUGUCAUCUGUUAUCACCCAGUGUCACCUCUACUGGGCAGCGAGGGGUGGUGGCACUUCCAGGUGACACCCCCACAGCUCACUGUUACCCAUUGGCACCCAUGGGCGCCCAUUGGCACCCACUGUCAUCUCUGCUGGGCAGCGAGGGGUGGCAGCACUUCCAGAGGGCCACAUGGGUGGCCAGGCUGAUUCGAGAUCGCCCCCUGUGAAUGCAGUAGUCAAACGUGACCUGGGGACACAGAGUGGUACUGCAAUUGUCAUUGUCACUGUCACUGCCACUGUGUCCUGGGGUGACUUUGUGAUGCUUGUAUCCCUAAUUGUCUGUUUUGCUGGAUAUUAAGCUCUACACCUUUAAGUCUGGUUCCAAGAGUGAAGGGGGUGGAAGAAGCUCAGGGUUUGUUUGCAGAAACUGCACUCACUCCUCUGCAUUCUGCUCCUGGACUGUGUUGUCUGUGGAUGGACAGCGAGAGACAGAGAGAGCUCUCCUUUGUUUUUAAUUGGCUUUUAGCUAGCUGAGCCACAGAAUUUCCCUGGACUGUUUUCUUUUUCUUGCAACUCUUUCAACCUGUUCUGGACUGAAAACCCAGAGAAACACCCAGAGCUCACGCCUGUGACCCACUGGGGCCCAGGACGGCAUUUUGCAGCACCAGAGGGACUGAUAAGAGAGUGAACAACCUGAGCUGCCACCCAUGGCAAAGACUUUCUCAUUUUUGGAAUCUCUCUUAAACAACAGCAAGAGGUUCUGUUGUCUGAUAUUGUUCAUUCUUUUUGUGCUUGUGGGCACUUUGCUUGUUGAAUAAACAGUUUUUUCUCCUUUUCUCAAAAGAAUUUUUUUCCUGGACCAGUUGGGGGAGGGGCUGCUUGGGUUUUCUUUCCAGAGGGACCCAUUCAGAGGUUUCCUCACAAAUUUGCACAAAACAAGGACACUGGUCCCUGUCCCUAUUCCAGGUCCCAUUCCCAAUCCCCAUCUCCAUUCCCUCUCCCCAUUCCUGGUCCCUGUCCCCAUUCCUAAUCCCUGUCCUCAUUCCUGGUCCCUGUCCCUGUCCCCAUUCUUUGUUCCUGUCUCCAGUCCCGGUCCCAGUGCCCAUCCCUAGGCCCUGUCCCGAUUCCUAAUCCCAUUCCUGGUCUCUCUCUCCACUCCAGGUCCCAUUCCUGGUCUCAGUCCCAUAUUCCCUGUACCAGUCCCAGUCUGGUAUGCCAGAUCCAAUUCUUGCUCCCUGUCCCCAUUCCCAGUAUUAUCCCC
Molecule: messenger RNA, 7963 nt
Organism: Prinia subflava (tawny-flanked prinia)
Lineage: Eukaryota; Metazoa; Chordata; Aves; Passeriformes; Cisticolidae
Product: zinc finger protein 418-like
Exons: 5
Coding region: 189-3404 (1071 amino acids)
Biological process (GO): regulation of transcription by RNA polymerase II
Cellular component (GO): nucleus
Molecular function (GO): RNA polymerase II cis-regulatory region sequence-specific DNA binding; DNA-binding transcription factor activity, RNA polymerase II-specific
Source: RefSeq, a predicted model, not a curated record